AUGUACUUUCAAACACUCAAAGAUAAAUUUCAGAAGAGACCUACACUGGACAGAAUGUUCGCUUCGACGUCACAAAGAAAUGAUGAUGGUUUGCGGGCGUCUUACAAUAUCUCGUUACUUAUAGCAAAAUCCGGAAAAGCGCAUACUAUCGAAGAGAAGUUAAUUUUGCCAGCCGUUGAAGAGGUUUUAAGAACUGUUUUACACAAACCUGCAUCUGAUAUCAUUAAAAGAAUUCCCUUAAGCAACAAUACUGUUGAAAGACGUAUUGAUGAAAUGAGUUCUGAUAUUGAAAGCUUCUUAUGUAACUAUUUGCAAACGACCCAUUUCUCUAUACAACUGGACGAGUCAACUUUGCCUGAUAAUGCAGCAUUAUUAUUGGCAUAUAAAUCUACGAAGAAUAUCUUCGCAAGAACUUUGAUAACCCACACAAAAGGUGAAUCAAUAUUUCAUGUUUUGAAGGAUUACUUCAUUGAAAAAGCAAUUCCUUUAUCAAAUAUAAUAUCAGUAGUUACAGAUGGAGCACCUGCCAUGGUUGGACGUUAUCGUGGAUUUAUAAGCUAUUUCAAACAAAAUGUGUCAUUGAUGUUAGCAAUACAUUGCGUCAUCCAUCGACAACAUUUAGUUGCUAAAAAUUUGAGUGUUAGAUUGCACGAAUCACUUCAUUUAGUCAUUGAUGCAGUAAACCGAAUCCGAAGCAACGCGUUGAAUACGCGGUUAUUUGCGCAGUUGUGUGAAGAAAAUGACGAACACUUUCAUCACUUACUCCUUCACACUGAAGUAGGCUGGCUGUCGCAAGGCUUAUGUUUGACAAGAUUUUUUGCACUUUUUGAGACUAUUUUAGAAUUUCUGGAUACUAAAGAUAAAAUUUUAAAAGAAAAUUUAAUGAAGAGGAAAACAGACAUCGCCUAUUUAACAGAUUUGUUUACAAAAUUUAAUAUGGUUAAUUUGCAAUUACAAGGCGACAGUUUAAAUUUGAUUAAAACAAAGUCCAUCUUAUCAGCGUUUCUUGCCAGAGUUAAACUAAUGAAGCAAAAUAUUGGACGGGGCGAAUUUUCUCAGUUCCCCAAUUUAUCACAGACAAGCUGCCAGGAAGACGACGUUUCAACUUACGUUCAACAUUUAAAUGCCCUCUAUUCAGAUUUUGAAUCUAGGUUUGAGGAUAUUUUGACUAUGUUUAAAAACGGAUAUCAGCAAUUCUGGCUGCAAAACAACAUACCCGAUACUUAUCCCGUAUUAUGGAAUAUAUCGAGGAAAUUUUUUAUUUCCUUUCCAUCGUCAUACCUAGUGGAAAGGGGGUUCAGCGCUGUUACCAAUCUACUAACGAAAAAAAGAAACAUACUGGACAUCAUUAGCCGAGGAGAUUUAAGAUUAACCCUUACAAAAUUGACGCCAAAUGUUGAUAAUUUAUUAUUAAGGCAUCAGGUUCAUCCUUCUCACUAA
This is a messenger RNA of Acanthoscelides obtectus, 1440 nucleotides long. The record is from the annotation of a GenBank genome assembly. Lineage: Eukaryota; Metazoa; Arthropoda; Insecta; Coleoptera; Chrysomelidae.